Scomber scombrus (Atlantic mackerel) is the source of this 857-nucleotide messenger RNA. RefSeq lists its product as uncharacterized. The record is from RefSeq and is a predicted model, not a curated record. The coding region runs from base 43 to 525 and encodes 160 amino acids. Lineage: Eukaryota; Metazoa; Chordata; Actinopteri; Scombriformes; Scombridae. The transcript is spliced from 4 exons.
AAGGAGGCAGAGGGGAGAGCGGAGAGCAGGAGCGGAUUACCAAUGCCGGCUCGCUUGAGGACGGAGCGCCGAGCAUCACUGCCCUGUCCAGCGACUCUUUCGUCCAUGCAGCUGUCUCGUCUCCACUCGUCUACUCGAGCCCCGGUCACAGCGAGGGUGCUGCUGCGCGCCUCCUCGGCCCGCCGCCUCCUGCCCUCCUCCCAGGAGCCCAUCAGCCCUCCGACCCUCGAGAGGCGGCGCUCCCUCAUUCCUACGAUCCCUGAGGUCACGGCGCCGGAGAGGCGGGGCUUAUUCAGGAGACGCAACGUCAUGUCGAUGAGCGAUGCAGACAGUGUGUGUCUGAUCUGUCACAACGACUUGAAUCGAGGAACCGGCGGCACGAGAGAGCUGCAGUGUACACACACCUUCCACAAAGAGUGUAUAGAGGAGUGGCUGUGGAGGAAACAGUCGUGUCCCACCUGUCACGUCCAGGUGUCGAUGUCUCAGUCCGCCCACUGGAGCGCCACUCGGGUCAAAAUCCCCUAAAGACCUGCAGUGAGGUCAGAGUGACAUCAUCAAACACCUGAAACCUGACACCUCAGACUGUGACAUCACUGUUCAGGUUUCCUAAAAGUGAAAGCAGGGAGCGUCGGACUGUGACAUCACUAAGCUGGGUCGCCUCGGUCUGUGAUGUCAUUACACUCCUAUAACUCACCUGGAGGAGUGAUGUCAUCAUUAGAGGCUCCUAAAGGCACAGGGGAGGGGACGGAGAUGAACGUGACACCCAUGAAAAUAUAUUGAUGCUUCAGUCUGAAUUUAUAAUGAGAUUUAAAAAGUUGUAAAUAUAAUAGCCGUGUAAAUAUUCAUUAAUGGGCAAU